Messenger RNA from Petromyzon marinus (sea lamprey), 8715 nucleotides. RefSeq names its product protein disulfide isomerase family A member 5 (gene PDIA5). The record is from RefSeq and is a predicted model, not a curated record. Gene Ontology annotation, molecular function: protein disulfide isomerase activity. Lineage: Eukaryota; Metazoa; Chordata; Hyperoartia; Petromyzontiformes; Petromyzontidae. Gene Ontology annotation, biological process: protein folding. Gene Ontology annotation, cellular component: endoplasmic reticulum.
GAGGAGUCGAUGGUUUCGCCCACUGCUCAAUCAGCUCGCGGGACGUGGCACCGCGUGGCUCCGUCUCCGCCAGCCGCUCUCUUCACACCUCAGCGCGGUCCUUUGCAAUUGUUGCUUUCGAUUCCGCUUAACAAUAAAACAUUCGCCUCUUGUACAACAAGAUGUUGCCAAAGAUCGCGCCGCUCUGCAUGGCCGUGUCGGCCCUGUGCGUGUGCGCCGUGCUCUCCGCCAAGUCGGCCCCGCGCGUUGAAAAGCCCGACGAUCACAAGGAGCUGAGGAAGAUUAUCCGCACGCGCAACAACGUGCUGGUGCUCUACCACCAGGGAGAAUCUGGCUUGGACAAGAAACUAAAGCUUCUGUCAGACGUAGGGCAGGCAGUGCGCGGUAGCGGUACUGUGGCGUGGGUGGACUGCGGGAACUCGGAAGGCCGGAAGCUAUGCAAGAAGAUGAAAGUGGAACCUGGAGGGACCAGCAAACUGAUGCAUUACAAGGAUGGAGAGUUCCACGUGGAAUACGAUCGCGCUGAAACAUUUAAGUCGCUGGUGGCGUUCAUGUACGACCCCACGGGAGACCCGCUGUGGGAGGAGGAGCCCGAUGCCAAGGAUGUUGUGCACGUGCACAGUGAUAAGGAGUUCCGAUUGCUGCUCAAGAAAGAAGAAAGACCCAUCCUCAUGAUGUUUUACGCUCCCUGGUGUGGCGUCUGCAAGAGGAUGAAGCCGGUGUUCCAGGAGGCAGCCACCAUGGCCAAGAAGACAUACGUUCUGGCUGGAAUGAAUGUACAUCCAGCUGAGUUCGAUGGGAUUAAAUCAGACUACAACGUGACUGGUUACCCCACCUUCUGCUACUUCGAGAAAGGAAAAUUCCGAUUCAACUACCAAAGUUACGGAGCUCAGGCCAAAGAUAUUGUUGAAUGGCUAAAAAACCCUGAAUCGCCCAAGCCCACUGUUCCCGAGGUGGCAUGGAGUGAGACGGACUCUGCAGUGUUUCAUCUGACGGACGAAGACUUCCAGGAUUUUGUGGACAAGCACCCCAAUGUUUUGGUGAUGUUCUACGCCCCCUGGUGCGGGCACUGCAAAAAGCUGAAGCCAGACUACGACGAGGCUGCCAAGAUUCUCAACAACGAAGAGGAAAACAGCCCUGGGGUUUUGGCAGCUGUUGAUGCCACCAUACACCGAGCCCUCGCCGAGCGCUUCGCCAUCAAGGGCUUCCCCACGAUGAAGUUCUUCCAGGACGGGGAGGAGAAAUACACGGUGUCUGACCUGCGAUCCAAGGACAAGAUCCUCUCCUGGAUUCGCGACCCCCAGCCGCCACCCCCUCCAGAGGUGCCGUGGGAUGAGCAGGAGAACGACGUGGCUCACCUCUCGGUCGCCACCUUCCGCGAGUUCCUCAAGAAGAAGCGUCACGCCCUGCUCAUGUUCUACGCCCCCUGGUGUUUCCACUGCAAACAGGCCAAGCCGCACUUCACUGCUGCAGCAGCACAACUCAGAGAGGACCACAAGGUGGCCCUGGCAGCUGUGGACUGCACAAAGCAGGACAAUAACGAACUGUGCAGCCAAGAGGGCGUGAGGGGCUACCCCACCAUGAACCACUACACAUACGGGAAGUUUGUGGGGCCAUACACCGGGGGGAGACAGGAGGCUGACUUUAUCAACUUCCUCCUCUCGCUGCGGGGAAAGUCACAUUCCGAACUCUGAAAGAUUUGCUCCUGGGUCCCUCCCAGCUCCCUUACACCUCCCACCUGCGCUCCUCCGCCUUCUGUUCCACACCCACCCUGACCGCAACUAACCCUCGACAUCAACCCACCCUUAAGCCCUGGCAACACGAGGCUACUUUAUUCAGGAUUAGCGUCUUGACUGCUUCUGACAAAAAAAUGGGUUUUCGCCUGCUGACUUGGCGUCCGAUGGUAAAAGCAGUCUUGUUGGUACUUGAAGGUCGCUUCAGAGACAAUGUGAAAAGCCUAACCUGCUUAUCAAGGUAUUGACCUCCUACAUCAAGGCUAUGUAUCAUUCAGUCAUUAAAUCAAGUUCAGUCAGCCCUUCAUUUAAUCAUGUGCGAGCCCAUUGAGAUACCAUAUUAAUGUAUAUAUGCAACAUCUUAUCUGUUGACCAUUAAAACAUGUGAAGACAUUUCAAGUCAUGUGACAGUAGGGUAAGAGGCAAAAAAAAUCAUACUCAUGCAUAUGUGUGAAAAGCAAAGACAUAACUGAGGAACACUUUUCCUAUCAUUGGUGUAUUGAUUAAUGACAAUUAACCUUGGCUCUCGUGUCUUGCACGUUUAAUCGUGUUUCUGCUACGCACAAUUUUCUGAUGCUGCACAUACUUAUAACCAGCGAUACACGAUGCGUUUUCGUGUUGUGCCGAGUGUUGUUGUUUCGGGACGAUGUCCGACGUUUCGCUGCACACUCUUGGAGCUUCUUCAGGAACCGAUGUCGGCCAACGUCAGACAUUGUGCCGAGCAACACGCGGUACAAUCCCAAAGCACAACAGAGAGUCGUACAGCGCGACCGCAAAACCUACGCAGCGGCGACAAGUGGACUCUUAUGAGAUACAACAAUUACUCGCCUGUGGGUCCCAACUGGGGUUUUUUUUACAGCCAGAUGGCAUGAGGUUGUUUUAAUUCACCGUUGUCAGAGGGUUUAUACGAAAUAAACAUUCUCUCCAGUUAACGAUGAUGAUGAUGAUGAUACCCUAACAGCUGAGAAAAUAACGUGUACCAGCUGCUACAGAAUGUAAAUCAUUGCUCGUUGGGCUGCGGCACAUGAACAAACGUGUACUUUGGCGAGGCUUCCAAAAUGUGGUCGGUGUUUAUCACGCGCACCCUGAAAUCAUGUCCAUUGCGAGCAUUCUUCCAAAGGCGGGAGUGGGAUUAACCUGUGCCCGGAUUAACAACCUAGACAUCGAUUUGGAGUUGCUACUCAAAAUUGAGAUCCAUACGAAAGAAGGGAGUCUUUACCAUGGGACUUAUUGCUGGGGAGUGAUGCCUCGCAAGUGACGUGUUCCUGUCGCCAUCUAGCUAUCUCAUUGAACCAUUGUCAGAAUGUAAACAAUGUAUCUUGCACUGCUUGAUUACUUUUUUACACGAUUACCGUUAAAUAUUCAAAGUUUCUUCCAAGACCGAAUGGCAGGAGGAGGAAAUGAUGGCUUGUCAGCAGCUUGGAUUAAUGCGAGGAGGACAGCAGCAGACGAAGCUGACGUAGGUCACGCAACAAACGUCGGACAACCCGAGAAUGCAUCGUAAAUCUAUACAGCACAACCACGGAAAAGCCUACGUAGUAUUGCUUGCCACAGAAAUAUACGCUGGCAUUUGCGCAAUAGGUAAAAUUCAUCGCGUAGUGUUGUUAUUGCUUCGGAUAAACCAGCCUAAAAUUACUUUGAUCAAGUUAGGAUAAAUCACGUGGAAAGCAAGGAUUGUGAUGCUUUCCGACAUGCGGUUUUCAAUGUCUUGGUGCUGGCCCCCUAUUAAGGGACAGAUGGACAGAGCUAAUUCCGUAAACACUUUCAACCUAAGUUGGAAAGCUCUAAAAAGUAAUACAUUUCGAGUAAGUUACUUUGAAAAUUACACGUGAAUUUCUGUUACUUUGUAUGUAAAAUCUUAAGUAGUCCGAAGCGGAUUACUUUUUUAAAAGUAACCUUGCAGCAAUGGAUAAUUGUAAAAGUUUGCACCCUCAACGUAUCAAAGAGAAAAUUACACCUCUUGUUUUUCAAUGACUCGUAUUCACAUUGCAACUCCAGCACACUUCUGCAAACCAUAAUAAUUCUUUAUUUCAAUUUGUUUACUUGUCACAGUGUACCUUUGCACUAUUUACAAUCACCGCGGUUUAAAUAAGGUUUACUGUACAAUAUUGUUGCCGUAAUAGGUGCAAUUUUUUUGAUUAAAAAUGUUUCGUUCGUAAAUCAACAUCUUACUAUAACUAAAACACUUGUAAAUGACAUGAUGUAGUGCUUACCAUUGCGUGUGUUCUCUUUCUGAGCAUAUUCACUUGCUUUACAGUAAGAUUUGGGUUACGAAUAGGAUGCAUUGUUGAGGAUAAUGACGGUGAGUGACCUACGUGGGUCAAGGUUAGUCUUGUAUCGAGAAAGCAUCUUGGUGCUUGGACAUAGUUCGUGUGGGUGUGGAUGAUUCCAUUCGUUGUCUUCUAAUCAGGUCAGAGUCCAGGUUCGUUUUCUUAUUUACAAGUCAAUGUCAAGUAAAACCUGUCCCCCUGCUCAACGGAAUUGGAGCUGGUGGUGGAAAUUCAACAUUCGCAUGGUGAGGCCCAGUCUAAAAAGUGGCCAAAUUGUGGUGUCUAAGAGGUUGCCGGCCACAGAUCCCCAUCUGUUCCUGCCCUCAUUUAUGAAGCAUUCUUCUGUCUUGAGAAACCCAUCCCUUGUGAUAAAUCUCCUUUUCUUUUCACCCUCUUUCCCUUCCCUCUCUCUGCUGCGAGAAGGUUGUUUCUGCAGACUUAUGCGCUGAACAACUUGCUGUAUCUGAUAGCCAUAAACACGCCCAUUCCCAGAACCUAUACAUUUAUUUUCCUCUUGAUCCAGAAAAACUCGCAACAUUCUUGUCAACUGCCACAUUUAGAACUCAUCUGACCCAAGCGUGCUCAAUCCUAUAAAGGAGACGUGUGUAGAGCCAAAACAGUCCGUUCUCGGCGGUACCUUGUUUUUAAUGCUUUACUCACAGUCGCAAGAUUUUGGAGUAACCCGUUUCCAUUCCGAUGACGUAUGUGUACGUCUUCAGUUCUUCCGAUUCUGAUCCAAUGACGUACACGUACGUUAUCAGAGCAGAAUCGGAAGAGGGCCAUGCGCGAGGGCGUGGCACAGUUUGGCGCCAGCUAUUAUAGUGCGGUCGUGUUGCUACAUUUCUCUACGGUGAGUACAAUAUCUUUAAAAAUAACAGCGAUGUGCCUCUAAAUAAAAUCAACACUAACCGCUUGCGCGUUUAGAGAUUCAGUGAUGAAUUAGCGGACGUCUCGGAACGGGAAAGGGUUAAUGCCGGUCUGCACGUUUCAGCCCACGAUCUGUCCAAUCAUGAGUUGAUGUAAAGUUGGAAUGAACAACUCGGCUGCAGGUGGAGAAGAACACUGUCAUGCUCAAUUAGAGCAGGGAGAUGUUUUUAACUGGUGUUUUUUUUAAUGAAAAGAGCAAAAUAUAAACAGCCGGUUUAUCCACAAGGUUAUUAUAACUCGAGGAACUGGCCAGACGUUCCAAGCAGGAGCCUCCUGGAAUAUUCUUGACGCUCGGCGAGUUGUGUUUCAGGGUGAUUAUUUUCUAAUUGCCUUGCGCAAUGUUCUCGAACAGUUGAAUUGACUGUCUUAGUUUCAUGGAGUAUAAAUCGCAUACUCAAUAAUUUUGGUUGUGUCCUAUAGGGUGUGAGUUAGUCCAUUAGAAUGGGUUACACAUUUGUGUUUUAGGGACGACUUUUUUUAGCUUCACUCGCAAAGUAUUUGUAUUGUGGUGGCGAAGCCAUACUUCCGGUGGUGAUGGUGAUGAUUGGUGUCGAUGGACCACGUGGCUUACUUGUAGACAUCACUUUCGUGAUGUUAAUCAAGGGUAAAACAAAAACAUGUUUAUAUAAAUUGAAAGCCCUAAGCCUGCAUGGUGAAACUACCUCAAUGAGAUCUACACUCAAUGGUGAGGUGUCUGGGUGGUUCGGCUCUAAUAUUGUGUUAAAGGACUGCCAGCAAUGAUGAGAAUCCUGGGUUACAAUCUGGGGCUUCAGCCACCCUGGAAUAAACCGGAUGCUCAUGUGUGGUUAGUUCAUGGUUUCAGUUUGGUCACCAAUGACUGCACAAAAAUUUAUCAUAAAAAGGUAUUUGUCCCGAAACUCGGCAUAAUCCAGGUGUGUUAAAUAAACAUUUUGGUAUGAUUUUGACGUGAUGAACACUUUUUCAGGGCAGUGUUUUUCAAGAGGUGUAUUCACGUGAUUUCAGAAGUUAUUCUGUAUUGUCAUCUAGUGGAGACCAUUCCCUGCAUAAUGUGAUGUUACAUUUUUCACAAAAAGUCCCACCGGAAAAAUCUUAAUUUCAAGGCAUGACACCUGUGGCACAAUUGCUAUGCAAUGCUGACAUGCAUUUUUUUAUUGUAAUUAGUCAGCUAAUGCGUUUUAAUUUAGAAUACAGUAAUUAAAAAGCAAGCUUAGCUGUUACUAUUGACAUCAAAUGAGGAUACAUGUCACGAAGCCAGAUGGUUAAUGUUUACCAUUCUUCUUUUGGUGGGCAUGGGGUAGGCAUUUAAUUUGUGGCUUCAUGCCCUUGGGAUUGUCAAUAUUUCCACAUGUUCUCGACACUGCCCUUGCUAUUACAUUUCCUGUAUAAAUAAAGUGAAAAGUGUCUUGCCUGCUCAAACAAACCUUGGGGCAACAUGUAUCUACGUUGUCCUCCUGAGCCGCUGCUGGAAUUCCAAAUUCCUAUGGCAACAGGCUGGUUUAUCCCUAGGAUGAGCACUGUUGGGAAUGUCAUGCCAAGCCUUACAUUGUUCUCCACAAGCAUUGCUGCCAAAAAGCUUCCGCUAAUCUUCCAUUGGCCAGGUUAUCUUUCUUAUACAUUGGGUGUUUGCUUCGCGUGAAUACUUAUGUUGAUGAAGUGUUGUGGUCUUGUCUUCACGUGGUGUCUAUAUAUUAUACAUCCACACAUUCGUUGCACUUCAUCCAAUUCGCUUUGUCCAUAUGUUCGCUGUGCCAUAUACAUUUUGCCUACUGUUACAACCUUUUGGGGACACUUUUCAUCGUUGCUAAGUCCCUGCUAUGAGAAUAUGGUACGUCUUACAAAUGUGGGGGGUGUAUUAGUAACCCAGCCGGGUGGCGCUGUGGUCAUAGCACGUGACUCAAUUUAGAAGUUUGAAUUUUCAAAUUCUAGAGAUCUCAUCCCGGUUGGGGAGAAUAAUUCAGUCCAGCAUCCCUCGAGAUUGAAUACAAUUAGUACCUCUUUGUGAGAAGUCCACAGUCGUUGACCUUUUCAGAGACCGACCCUCAGCUUGGGAAUGUGGAAUUACAACACUGACUCGGUGUCGUAAAUGCAGAUGAAAGAUGUUUUGUAAAAUAAUACGUCAAGUGCUUAUAACGUCCAUCCGUUUCACAAUGCAUGUGAACAGUUAUAAGUGCCACAUUUUUUUUCUUUAAAAAGCAUUUUGUAAUUAAACCAUCCAGAUUAAACGUGCCUCCUAAGCAGUGGGGGGGUGUUCAUUGUCUUCAGUGGCCCUGACCUGAUUGUUCGAAUGUUCCUAGAGUGGGGUCCACUGCAUUCAAAUGUAUAAAAUACUGCUGUCCAAAUUCAUGCUGGUUUUAGUCACCUCUGAGGGAUGAUGGGCUGUUUCAAUAUCUGAAUUAAGCCAUAGUCUUACAAAAAAUAGUUUCCAUUUGUUGGUACGGUAGUAUUUAAAAAAUAAUCCAAUAUAUGACGAAAGACCUCAAAUUAAAAUACGUAGUUUAGCAAUCGUGUCCUGAAUUUCAGAUUGAGAAUUGUUUAAAUGUUUGUUCCUUGAUACAUCAUAACCUGAACAUUUACAUGUACAUUUAUGGGAAGAAACUAAAUCAAUAUUUAUCCCUGCUGCAAUUCUAAAUGAAUCUUAAUUGCUAAUUAUGUUUUUGUUUCCACAAUGAUCAUUUACUCUCAAUACACCAAGCAAACUUGCACAUUAAAAUCAAUCCGACAAAUUGGACUUGCCAGAAUGUUUGCAAGGCGUGACGGACAUAAUCACAGCUCCAUUAUCCAGGAGAGUCAAUUACAACACAAGGGAAUUGGCCUUCUGAAACAUUGCACGGUUAAGUUUAUGAAUUUCACAUUGGUGCAUGUACGGCUGCUUUGUGUGAAUGUGUUUAAAUAUAUGCAAAUACCACCCUUGAUAAAAAGAGGCUUAUAAAUAACAGCGUAAUAUAGAAGAUUUUAAGACCAAUGCUUGUAUAUGGCAAGCGUAUUGAACAGAUUUGUGCUUUUGCUUGAAAUUCCACAUUUGAUUUUGGAUCUGUUUCUGAUGUUAAUCUCCUGUGUAUGGGGAGUGUUGGCAAAAAAAAUGGUUUGUGCUGUGCUAUAUGAUCUUGGAAACAUGGGCUCAAUAUCUGACUCAGUACACACAUGGUGAGGGUUAUCUCAAACUAUAUUUAACCUUCACCCAGGUCAACUCAGCCUUAAAUGAAUGUCUGGUGUGGUGUAUAUACAUGAGCAUUGGGGAGACAUGCAACUGGCCCUCUUUCACUUGCUAUUCCCUCAUAUGGUGUGAUGGUUUAGUAGGUGUUUGCUCAUGGAAACUCUUUGUCAUUGUAUGUUUGUGUUUAAAUAUAUUCAGCUAACACCCUGCAAAGAGACUUACAAAGCCACGUAGAGAAAUAGGGGCUUUCACUAUCACUGCUUUUAUAUGCCAGUGUUGAACAAAUGUAUGCCUUUGUUUAAAAUUCCACCUUUUCGACCUCUGAGCGGAUUUCGGUAAUGCGUGUACGCAUGUGCGUUUGUGAAUUUGAAUGCAAAAUGAAGCAAAGCAGCUUUAGUGGUUUUUUUGUAAGAGAACAAAUUCGGACGAUAUUUUUGUAAUCGGAACGUUGUCUCGUAUCAACGGUGUUUACAGUUGAAAUUACUGAAGCACUCAUCCCCGAACACUGCAAAGACAUGACCUUCGUGUCUUGACUUAAUCUGAGAAAGGCACUGCUUUGUUGAUAUUGAUGGAUGUUGUAUAGAUGAUUUUAACAAAACAAUAUGAUGCAAACCACUUCAAUAAAGGCCAUGGGACAAAAUCGGACUCA